CCGUCCGAUGAAGCACCAGGGUUUCACCUCGGGUAUAUAAAAUUCAUCCCCGCGACCCCGGCUCCAAAACCCUAGACGCGAACGCACCUCCUCCCUUCCUGCCCCCGACCGCCCCAGCCGCCGCCGCCGUCGCCGCCGCCGCCGACUGCAGCCAUGUCGCUGAUCGCGGGUGAGGAGUUCCAGCACAUCCUGCGUGUGCUCAACACCAACGUCGAUGGUAAGCAGAAGAUCAUGUUCGCGCUGACCUCCAUCAAGGGUGUGGGCCGCCGCUUCUCCAACAUCGUCUGCAAGAAGGCCGACAUCGACAUGAACAAGAGGGCCGGAGAGCUUUCCGCGGAGGAGAUGGACCGUCUGAUGGCGGUGGUGCACAACCCGCGCCAGUUCAAGGUGCCGGAUUGGUUCCUCAACAGGAAGAAGGAUUACAAGGACGGGAGGUUCUCCCAGGUCGUGUCCAACGCCGUGGACAUGAAGCUCAGGGAUGACCUUGAGAGGCUCAAGAAGAUCAGGAACCAUCGCGGUCUGCGUCACUACUGGGGCGUGCGUGUCCGUGGUCAGCACACCAAGACAACCGGCAGGAGAGGAAAGACUGUUGGUGUCUCCAAGAAGCGAUAAGCUGCUUGACAAAGAUCCUGCAUAGCUUUGUAUUACUGUGUUGGUCCAUUUCCAGAAUCUUAAGGAGUGUUCUUGUUUAGAUGAUUACCUUGGAUGAUGUUUUGCCCUAGAUAAUGUUUUGGUUCUGGAACCUUUAAUAUAUUGUAUCUUGAAUUCCAUGUUGAACUCUUCAGAGUUUGUUUUGCCAUGGGCUUUAAGUCAUUUGAAUGGUUGGCAAGAUUAUGUAUGUUCUAGCAUUUCUGUGAAUUACAGGUUUGUUGGCUAA
Triticum urartu is the source of this 877-nucleotide messenger RNA. Its product is annotated as small ribosomal subunit protein uS13z/uS13y/uS13x. Gene Ontology annotation, biological process: translation. Gene Ontology annotation, molecular function: structural constituent of ribosome; RNA binding. Gene Ontology annotation, cellular component: ribosome; small ribosomal subunit; cytosol. NCBI's taxonomy places the organism in Eukaryota, Viridiplantae, Streptophyta, Magnoliopsida, Poales, Poaceae. The record is from RefSeq and is a predicted model, not a curated record.